ACUAUAAAAUUGUAGUGGUACAAGUGGUAUUGGUAAAAACAGUGAUGGUGAUGUAGUGUUUUUAGGCAAAAGAAAGACUUUUACGAAAUUAUGAACUAUUUUAACAAUAUUGGAAUUGAAGCAUUAUGAUUUACAGGCCACAUGUCCGCAGACGAAAAAUAAAAUUUCGUACUGUCGGUACCGACUCAUAAUUGGCAAUCAUUAUUUGCAUAUCUCAAGACCAUUAUAUAAAUAAUAUUAUCUAAUCAAGAGAACAUCAUGGCUCAGGUGGUCAGUCAAAAACGUGGCCGGGGCUUAGGCACUGGUGAAACUUCUUCGGCUUCUAGUUCUACAAAUCAACUGUCAGCCUUAAGUACAGCUCCCGGAACUCUAACAGACGAACUAGCGGCACUUUUUGAAUGUCCAGUGUGUUUUGAAGUAGUUCUACCGCCCAUCAUGCAGUGUCAAGUUGGCCACUUGGUGUGUGCUAGUUGUCGACCCAAACUUUCCUGUUGUCCAACAUGUCGAGGUACCCUUGGCAAUAUUAGGAAUCUAGCCAUGGAAAAGGUGGCCAAUAAUUUAAUGUUCCCAUGCAAACACAAAUCGACUGGUUGUCGAAUGACUCUAGGACUUAACGAAAAAGCAGAACAUGAGGAGAUUUGUGAAUUUCGACCAUACAGUUGCCCUUGUCCCGGAGCCUCAUGUUCAUGGCAGGGACAAUUGGACAAAGUGAUGGUGCAUCUUCAACAUGCCCAUAAAAAUAUAACUACCCUGAACGGUGAAGACAUCGUAUUUUUAGCUACCGAAAUUAAUUUAGCUGGUGCAGUGGACUGGGUCAUGAUGCAAAGUUGUUUUGGACACCACUUCAUGCUGGUUCUAGAAAAACAGGAGAAGAAUGACGGCCAUACACAAUUCUUCGCAAUUGUCCAGCUUAUUGGAUCACGCAAACAAGCUGAACAUUUCGCAUAUAGAUUGGAGCUAAAUGGUAACAGAAGAAGAUUGAUCUGGGAGGCCAUGCCGAGGUCAAGUCAUGAAGGGGUCGCAUCUGCAAUUAUGGGAAGUGAUUGUCUUGUGUUCGAUAAUUCCAUUGCCCAACAUUUUGCAGACAAUGGAAAUUUGGGUAUCAAUGUUACCAUUUCCUUAGUUUGCUAAACGAUAGGUCAUACAAAAUAGGUGACAAUGAGACAAAAUAGCCACAAGGGUCUCUGCUUACUUGUUUUAAUUUUCAGCAAUAUAAUUUAAACUUGAUUUCAGUGACAAAACGAUUAAACAUUUGUUUUGAUAAUAUUUCUAGCAUUAACAUACACAACAUGUAAUAACUAUUAAACUAAAAAAACGAAUAAAAAUACUAGGGAGUCAAAUAAAAGUGCAAUACCUGAAAAUAUAUAUCAGCCAUGAUAGUUAUUGAGGGAGAGGAUGUCAAAACAGUUGAAAUUUCUGAACAUAUACAUACAGUUGCUAAUUUUCCUAAAACCUUUCUCAUAAGGUAGGUCAUAUUAUGUUGCAAAAUUCUAAUGGAACUAACCAAAAACUGAAAUAAUUCAUCAUCAGUUCUUUUUAUAGUAUUAAUAAUGUCUUCUAAUUAAGUUACUUUCACUUUCUGCAGUCUAAAAAUAACAAAAGGACAACUUAUUAACCUUUUUUUUAUAAGAAAAUGUAUUUUGUACACCUAUCGCAACUCGUCUUGAAUUACCCUCCUUGAACAUAUGAAAAGGUUGUCAUUUGUCAGGUGUUGUCAUCUGCCAGGCUGUCAGGUGUUGUAAAGCUAACCUCAACUUUAUUCUAAAUCAAGAAUAGAUAUUAAAAACCUAAUUUUCGUUAGGAUUUCACUGUGGUGGUAAGGGUAAUAUUGCAUUUGUUAAAAAAUACGUAGAGAUAAUCGAGCUCCUUCCUAUAAGAUAUGUAAAUACUGUUGAUUUAUAGGCAGAUACAAAUUAUAUUGCUGAUAUAAAUGUAAGAAAAGAGACCCUAUAUUUUAAUACGAGGUGCAGUACAGGUAUUUUGUUUUAGUUUCAUCUGAGUGUCUUAUGAUACACCUAUAUAACACCAAUAGUAGUAAUAUUAAGGAUUUGCUCUUAGAAUUAGAAUUUCCUUCAGACCAUAAGUCGUCUGUUCAUGCCUUAGAAUUUACACAGUGUUACGAUUUUCACACUGUAUGAAAAUAUCACCCACAUUUUUAAGCACCUAAGUUACAAGUUUGGUUAGAUGUUGAAUGUAACUUAAUAUAUUGUACAGGAUGUAAUUUAAAGCGUUGUAAAAAGUAACAGUUUUUCGAGGGUCAUUCGUAAAAAAAAAGGUUCUGUAAGCCGCUGAGACAGAGGGUGACGUACUGGGAGAAAUCUGGCAACACUGCCUUACACAUCAACUCUACCGCUCUCUCAUUUUACGACUUUCGCCUCGUUGCAUUGCUCAGUGUUGGCCUAGCAGCGUUCGAAGAUUGAGGUUACGAUCGUUGUUACGGCCGUAUGCUGUGAUACGUUUUUUAAAUGGAAAGUGGAUUUCACCUAUUGACAUUCAUCGUCAGUUAGUCGAAGUUUAUGGGUAAAAGUGAAUAUCUGUUCAACAUGUUCGAAAAUGGUGUAGAGAAUUCAGUGAAAGGCUUCCGCUCCGAUCUUUAUCGUGAAUUUCCGUUCGGACUUCACUGAAUUCUCUACACCAGUGGUUUUCAAUGUUUUUGAGCCAUGUACCACCAAAAUUCUUAUAAUUAUUUUUGGUACCACCUAACUGAAGUAUCUAUGGAGGUAGAUAAUCUAAUUAACUACAAAUAUGCUGAAUUUUGGCUGUGGUUUUGCGUUUUGUGUACCACCGCACCUAAUGAAAUGUACCACCAGUGGUACAUGUACCACAGAUUGAGAACCCCUGCUCUACACCAUUUGCGAACAUGUUUACCCAUAAUCUUCAAUCAACUGACGAUGAAUGUCAAUAGGUGAAAUCCAUUUUGCAUUUAAAAAACGGUUCCAUGACAUCUCGUAACGCGACAGUUCGUAACCGGACAAAUGGUAACGGACAAUUCGUAACAGCGACAGUUCGUAACUACACAAAUUCACAACGGACAAUUCGUAACGUCCAAAUAGAAUUAUUCUGUUUAUUUUUGUUAACGUGGAAACUUAUUAACUGUUAUUACAGUUAGAAGACGGAAUUAUAAUAACGGGUAAUUAUAAUCUUUCCUUUAAAAAAUGUUUACUUAGAAAGGUGGGAAUGUCUAAAGAUGGUUGUCGUCUUAAAGAUUUCACGAAUUACUUCAUUAUUCCUUUGUCUAGGUAUAUGCAAAUUUAAGGAACAAUAAGAGGGAUAAACUUUUUUAAAAAUAUUGUUAAACGUUUGUAUGUACACAUUUAAAUAUUUGUUUGUGUUUAAAGACUUUUAAUAUAUUCUGAAACACGAAAUAUAAAAUGUGGUAUGUGUUUAUCCUGGUACUGAUUCGUUAAAUUGAUAAACACAAUUUCAAUUAUAACUCUAAUAACAGUUUCCACGUUAACAAAAAUAAACAGAAUAAUUCAAUUUUGACGUUACGAAUUUGUAUAGUUACGAAGUGUCGCCGUUACCACUUGUCCGGUUACGAAUUGUGGCGUUACGAGAUGUCUGGUCACGUUAAAAAACGUAUCACAGCAUGAAUUUCACAUUGGUUGUAACAGCUACCGGGAACUCCAUCUUCGAAGGCUGUUAGGCUGACACUGAGCAAUGCAGCAAGGCGAAAGUGGUGGAGUGAGAGACAGACAGAGUUAAUGUGUAAGGCAGUGUUACCAGAUUCUCUCAGCACGUCGCACUCUUUAUCAGCGGCAAAGGGCACCUUUUUUUACGAAGGACCUUCGUAGUAUCAGUGGUUUAGUAAUUAUUUUGUAUUCACAAAGAUAUCGUUCUAGCGAUUGUAUUGUUUUACUUGUACAGAUGUGGCUAGUUAAAAAUGUGAUUAAAAUUUUUUGAGAUAAUAAACAUAAUUUUUGGAACAAAAUAAAGCAUUUUCACGAUUAUUAUAACAAAUACUAAUACGUUUAUUACCUGUUUUUGUUGUAUAGCAGUAAUAACCUGACCUGAAAUAUAACUUAGUAUUUCUAUAAGAUUGUUAUCACAGAUAGUAUUAUAUGUAUAUGAAUUUAGAUCAAUUUUACGUGAUCUACACACAAUAUAGACAUCACAGUUAAAGAGAUUUAACAAGGUGCAGUUUUUAUAAAUAUGUAACUUUGGUUUUUAACUAGACAUAUCUCGUACUCAUGCAAGUCAAUGCAGAUGUUUUUGCAUGACCCAAUACAAAAAGAAACUAAAUUAACCACUGAUAUGUUUCACUAAGUUGAAAUAUCGUUGGUACAGUACAAUUGAACCUAAUUUGUCCAUUUUAAUAGGCUUCUUUCAUCAAAAUCAUGUCUUAGGAUGUCCAACUUAUUUUUGUUAUAUUUUACAUACAUUUUGUUUUUGAGCAUUUGUUCUUUAACCCUUUAACGGACAGAACUAUUUUUGUUUAUAAAACCAAUUUUUUAAUCGACGUUACAAAGUCAAAAUCUAAAAAUAACCUCUUUUAUUGAGUCAAAUGCUUUCUCAAAGUCUACAAAUAUUAAUUUCAAUGACUUGUAUUCUAUAUAAUGUUCUCUAUCAAUGACUUUAUUACUUGUAGUUGGUCAUUCGUUGUAAUGCCACUCCAAAAUCCGACUUGCUCCAGUAGUUUUCCUCUUGGCAUUUCCGGUAAACUUUCCACUAUUUCGUCUUCCUUUAAGUGUUCUUCUGCCAGCUCUCCCCCAAAUAUUUCCGUGUUUUUUCAAAGAUUCUAAUAUUUCUAUUUUCUCCGUCUUUAGUUGACUGUUUUUGUCUUUUAUUGCUCUUAUUUCUUUUCUUUUGGUAACCUGCUCUUUUUGUUACGUUUCUCUUUGUCAUCUAUUCCUUCUUAUCGAUUUCUAUGACUGUUUGGUUAUAUUUCUUCCAGGCAGUUUCUUUUCCUUUAUUAACGUUUUGAUUUCUUCACUCCACCAUUCUAUCCUCUUAAAAUGUUUGUUAAAUUUUCUUAUUCCCCAUAAUUCUUACACCUUAAGAAUUAUUGUUCUUUGGAAUAUUUUCCAUUUUUCUUGGAGAUUUCUUUAGAUUUCUUCUUCACUUUCUAAAUUUUUGAACUCUUUGUUUCGUGUUUGUAUUUUUCUUGUAUUUCUCUCUUCUUUAGUGUCAAACUAAAACUAAUAUGGACUCCUUAUAGAUAUAUCUUCCAGAGAACAUUGUGUAUAUUAUAUGACUAUCAGCAACUGUUACAGGGUUAAAUAAAACGAUUAGUUUACAAAAUAAUUGUAAUAAAACUUUGUAAAUUGAAAAUUUUGAAACUGUGCCAACGAUAGAUCAAUAUAUAUUAUUUAUAACAUUUCAAAGGUAGCUUAUGUGUUCAGCUACUACGACUGAUGUAUAGUAACUUGAUUUUAUUAUUUUUUGAUGUCUCAUUUUCACUUACUUUCGGUUGAGUUCUAGUUUUUACUGAUUUUUGUUUUAUAUUACUUUCUAAUUACAUACUGUUUAUUCCAAGAUAUUCUUUAAUAUUAAACAAAUAUUAAUAUUAAAUUUACUCAGUUUCCUGUAGUAUUGGAAACUACUACGCCGAGCUUUCAAUUUACUUUCUGGAGUCAUCAUCCCUAGAUCACUUCACUAUUUUAUAGUUGGCUAUUUACUGAUACCACGCUGAAAUGACCUGGGGAGUCUUUCCGAACUUGGUUGUAAUUGAAAGUGAAAAAGAUCUGAAAUAACCGUUUUUGUCUAGUAUGUUAGGUAUAAUUAUUUUUACUCUUACUGUGAGUGAUUAACUAUUUGUUAUUCUUGGAGUAAAUCGUAAAGGACGUUAUAGAUUGGUAUUUUAUUCACCUACAAACAGUCUGCAUGUGUUGUUUUUGUCGAUUUGUUGUAUUAGUUUUAUAUUCUAUCUACUUGGAAUAAUAAAUUAUACGCUAAACAUUGAUAAAAAACAAUGAUUUUAGGCCAGAUUUUUUUAAUCAGUUACUCAAACGUACUGAGGUGUUUAGCGUUAAAAUUUUAUUACUCUGGGAUAUUUUUUAUUAGUAGUUGAUCCCAUUUAGGCAUUGACUAACUAUUGUGAUAUAAAAGUACAGCUAAAGUAACAGAUAUUCAUUUUUCUUACAUAUUGCUAGCGUUUUGGGAUUUAGGAACCAAAAACACAAACAUGUCUAUUUAGCUUGUAGACGAAUUUUCGUAUAAUUCUAGCCUGGAAAAGCAACAAAUAAUUUUAACGGUCGAAAACAAACAUUUUGGAAAAAUAACUAUCUAAAACAAUCCAUAAUAACAAUUAUGGUGAUAUAGAAAAUACAAAUGCCUUAAUCACCCAUACAUAACCUAAGCUAACCUAACAAAAGCAUGUUUAAAGUUGGGGCACACCUAGGAAGCUUUAAAUUCUUAAGGGUGUAAACCCUGUAGUUGGCUGUAUUUCUUCAAUAUAACAACGUGGAAUGAAGUAAACACUUCUGUUGUAUGUAGGCAUAUGAAUUUUAAAAAUUCUUAAAAUUUAUCCACAAGGGAGUGGAAGUACAAAACGUUUUCGGUCAAACUGACCAUCAUCAGUGUAAACGUCCAGUGUACAAGUAAUUGUAACUAGCCACUUCAAUAGGUGUAAAAACCUCUAAAUUACAUUAUCGUUACAUUCUAUAUUAAAAAGUAGUCGACAUAAAGUCGAUGUCUUAAGAUUUUAAAGAUCACAUAUGAAUGUAUUUUAUCCUUGCUCGAAAAUUGCACAAGGUACUUGUGUUCUAGUGAGAGGUUAAUGACCAACUUAGUUGUGAUCACACCAACAUGUGAUCUUUAAAAUCUUAAGACAUCGACUUUAUGUCGACUACUUUUUAAUAUAGAAUGUAACUUGACUUGACGUAAUUGAUGUAAUUUAGAGGUUUGUACACCUAUUGAAGUGGCUAGUUACAAUUAUUUGUACACUGAUGAUGGUCAGUUUGACCGAAAACGUUUUGUACUUCCACUCCCUUGUGGAUAAAUUUUAAGAAUUUUUAAUAAAUUCAUAUGCCUACAUACAACAGAAGUGUUUAUUUCAUUCCACGUUCUUUAAAUUCUUGUUACAGACUAUUACUAAAAAAGUGGGCCGUUUCCGCAAAUAGAGUUAAUAAUUUUUGAGAAUUAUAAAAUGCCAGAUCAAGUUUGAUGACAAGUGGCGUAGCAAUUCUUUCUCGAGACAAGAGACCACAUUGAUCCAUCGUUUUUGCUCAAAUUUGUUAAUGACGUCAACUUUUUGACUUUUCUAGGCUGUAUUUACAUCCUUCAGUGCCUAAUUGAAAAUUUUAAACGUUAAAAUAGUAGAAAAUCAUUUCCUACAGUAUUAUUUCAUGUUAUUAACUGUCAUUAACUUCAAUUAUUAACUGACUUAUUAUUUAUAUUUUUAAAAUUGUUCCAAGUUUUGCUUUGGUGAGUAUUCCUGUAUAAAUUAACGAAUUGGCUUUUUUGAUGGAAACUGUCUUUUACCCCGGCCAGUUUUGUACCCAUUGCUUCAGUCAUUUGAAAUCAUACCCUCAUGCAAGCAUUGAUUAACCAAUUCGCUUGCUGAUUUUAGUAGGAUUUCUCCUGCUUUUAUUUUCACAACAUCACCAGGCGAUGGGUGGUGCUUCAUUUCCGUUAAAGCUGAUCUUACUUCUGACACUAUAAUGGAUAAAAGUACUUCAGAUCCCCGAUUUAUGAGAGUCCUCACUCGUGUCGAGAAAUUGUCUUGUGGUGUGAUUAGUAUACAGGUCUUUAUAAAACUCUCUAGAUAUUUUCAGAAUGUCUUGUUUAUCUGUAGUUGCCUUUCCGUCUUGGGGUCCGGACAAAUAAUCCCGGAUAGAAAAUCCUCACAAAUUAUCCCUUGACAAAAAAUCCCCGAACAAAAAAUCCCCAUAAAAAAUCCCGGACAAAUAAUCCCCACAAAAUUUUUUGGACAAAAUAUCCCCACAAAAAAUCCCCAAGAAAUAUCUGCUGCCGAAUAUUUCUCUAAAAGUUUUCCCGAAAUUUUAACAAAUUUCGAAUUUCAAUUCCAUGCUGAAAACUUCAAAUUUUACAUGACAAAAGAGUGUGAGUUUUUUCAAAAAUCGUGGAAGAUAUGGGGAAUGAGAUAAGGCCCGUUUUCAUGACAGGCGCUUAACGCGCGAUUACAACUACAUACGUUUUAUUGAAGACCGUUCACAUGCAAACGCGCGUUUUAGGUCAUUAAGACGCGCGUUGGCAUGUGAACGGUCUCAAGUAAAAUGUAUAAUAUAGUUGUAAUCGAGCGUUAAGCGCCAGUCAUGAAAACGGGGCCUUAGCUCAUUCCCCAUAUCUUCCACGAUUUUUGAAAAAACUCGCACUCUUUUGUCAUGUAAAAUUUAAAGUUUUCAGCAUGGAAUUGGAAUUCGAAAUUUGUUAAAAUUUCAGGAAAACUUUUAGAGAACUAUUCGACGGCAAAUUUUUCUUGGGGAUUUUUUGUGAGGAUAUUUUGCCCAAAAAAAUUUGUGGGGAUUAUUUUGUCCGGGGUUUUCUGUGGGGAUUUUUUGUCCGGGGAUUUUUUGUCCGAGGAUUUUUUGUCAAGAGAUAAUUUGUGGGGAUUUUUGUCCGGAAUUAUUUGUCCUAGCUUCUCCGUCUUUGCCUCACAGCUUGUAUAUCUCUUUUUUACUGUGUGUGAGUUCUCUUUUCAUUACCUUUAAACCUUCGUUCUCUUCUACUGUUUGAGUAAUUGCAUUAGCAUUGUAUCUUCUUACUUCUUUUCUAAUUUCUGCUAAAACUAUUUUAUUUGGUUUCUUACAUUCUUCUGUGUUUCCUCGCUUAGAUUUCGUCGUAUUUCCAUUAGAGCUUUUGUAUCUUUGCUAAUCUUUUCGCUUUUGAUGUCAUUUUUCUUGCAAAAUUUGAGUUGUGCGUUUUUAGCCGCGUCUUGUUAUUAAUUUAUUGUGAUCGUGAAUACUUAGAGGUUUGCAAUUAUUACUCUGUAUAGUUUCGGCUAUAUUUUUUAUGUAUUCUAUGUAUGCUUCUGGCUGCUUUGGUGGACUCCAAACUAUGCGUUUGCAACUGUUUUAUCAUCUUUGUUUUUUUUUUGUAGGUUUAUCGUUACUCUGACUCUUACUAGUCCGUGAUCGAUCGCUUCCUACUGAUAGUUUAUUGAGUACAGUUACAUCUUGAACAAUUUGUUUUUGUCUGUUAUUAUUUUAAUCACAUUCACUUUUAGUUCUUCCGUCUGGACUAACGCACGUCCAUUUCUUAUUCUGUUUUUUCUUAAAAAAAUAUUGAUUGCAACAGAAAGUUAGUAAAUUUGAUAAGAUUUUAGUUUGACGUGGUCGUCAUCUCUUCUAUUGACUUCUCUUAUUCCUAAAAUAUCCUAUUUGGCAUGUUUGAGUUCUUCCUUCAGUUCUGUCAUUUUUUUCAUCUUUAGAUAAGGUUCUUACAUUAUAUAUAAUUAUGUGCAGCGUUAGUCGUUGUUGGUAGCCUCCUAAAACCCGGGAAUUUUUAUGUCAUACUGUCAUUAAAAAUGUCGAUACCGUCAUAUUUUUGACAGAUGUCAAAUAAAUUCAAAAUCAAAUCGGACAGUUGACAGAUGUCAAAAAUAAAUAAAAAGUACAAAGUUUAUCAGAACGUGCGAAAUUAGACAAUAAAUUGACCUGUUCAUGCAGUUUUCAUAAAAAUCAAAGCGUGCCAAGUUAUUAGGGAUAGCCAAUACAUUCUUGUCGAUUUUACAAAAACAGAAAAGGAUAUAAAAUAUUUUUCUUCACAAUAUAUAAUGAUUAUAGACCACAUUACCUCCGUCAAUAUGAGCUAAUGAUAUUGGGUGACACGUAGAAAGCUUAACUUGGAAUAAUUAUAAAGAAAUAUUAUCUUUAGUAUUAUUAUAUGCAUCUAUAACAACUGAAAUUAGUUUUUAUUUAUAACCAAUAGACAUUUUGUGUUACAAAGUAUAGAGAAGUAGUUCCUAAUACCUAUCCUAUGUAUAUCUUAUUUCUUCAUUGUUACAAAAUAUGUGUCUGAAUGUUACCCAAAAAGUGUGUGCUUGAACAUGUUCUCUGAAAAAAGAAGAAGGUAUAAGCCACGAAGGCUGUACACUCUAUAAAUAUGUUAAGGAAAAAACACGCAACUACAUGUGAAGUCAAUAAAAAGUCUGUCCUGAAUGUUAAAGUCAUAAAGAAAUAAAAAUAAGAGAGUGCUUGAUUCCAUAGAUGUGACCGGCACAGUGUGACGUCACUCGAUGCUAGUGACUCGAUGAACUACUUACUCAACUAAGCGGCCAGAACAGGGAAAGCGGGAAAUUUAAAAUAAUUCUAUAUUUCUCUCACAACUUUUCAGUAAAAUAGGAUGGAAAAAAACUACGCACAUAUUAUUUUUAUUAAUCUUUAUUGAAAUUUAACCUACCUACUUGCGAAACACUCUUUUGUCACACUAUUAGUUUUUUAUUUGUAUGUACCGGGUGUCCCAAUAAGAAUGGCGCUCGGCCAUAUCUCAGGAACCGUUUAUAGUACAGCUUUGGGAAAAAACAUUUUAUAACAAAAGUUGCCUCGAGAAAAGCCUGGAAAUUAUUUUCAUAAUUGUAAGCCCACCGCUAGAGGGCGUAAUUGAAUAUCAAAAAUUAAAAAAUCGAAAUUUUACAAAAUUUGCCCAAUGAAAGGGCACUGGAAAUGCGAUAAUCAUAUUCUUCAUAAAAUUCUGCGCAUAUUUUAUUUCACAAGUUUAAGUCUACCUCUGCAAAUAAGAGGUGGGGGUGAGUGGGAACCUUGUUAUAAAAAAAUCGCUGUAAGUCCGGUUCUGCUUAAUCGAUUUUUGCAAACUUGGUCUUGUUGAAAACAGCUCUUUUUCGUCAAUGUAAUAGUUAUAAUUUGGAAACAGCCUAUUACGUAAUAUGUCGGCUAGGAGGCGCUUUUUAUUUUCUUUUUAGAAAUCUAGUUUUCUUUGGAAAAUAUUAAAUACAAUUAUGUAUUUUUUUCCUGUAUUACAAAAUUAGACCAAAUUAGCAACAGAAUACCGAAAACCGCAUGUCUAUACCUUUUUUCUAUCUCGAGAUAUCUUAAGAAACGUGUAAAUUUUAAACAUAACUGUUGCUGUCAUAUAAGUGGAAAUAUUAUAUAGAAGCAAGUAGUGUGCUAUGGAAAAAAACAAAAAACAUUUUCCAGAUGUCACCGUAUAUAAUAAAUCAAAACAAAAUAUGAAAUACUCUACUACUGGGGUGACGUCUUUGGGGAUAUUUCAUUGCAUAUAUUCUAGCCGCAAAAGUUGCAUUUCUUAUGCAUUCAAAGAAUAUGGCUAUCAUGUCAAAUGCUUCUUAGUUUGUAAGAAUCAUCUUGAAUUUCACUCUAUAAAUUUUAUAUAAAAUUUAAUAGAAACAAACCGCAACAAACCAUCAAUGAACAAAUUUUUAUGUUUUACUGAUUUGACACAUGAUGACUUUUUGAAGUUAAUACUUCUAAUAGUUCUAUUUUUUUCCAUAGCACACUACUUGUUUCCACUUUGACUUCCUAACUUAGUUUACCGGUGACAAUAACAGUUAUGUAUUUAUCUUAGUUGGGAAUAGGAUAAUUGAUAUUAAAAUAUAAUGAAAUAAAAAUUAAAAAUUUGUGUAGAAAAUCUGACGUUUCUACAUUUUCUACGAUUCAUCGAGAGAAAAGCAAAUGCGCGGAGGCGACAAUUCAAGAAAAUUUACAUAUUAACGCUAUUUUUUUGGUAUUAUUUUAAAUACUAAAAUUAGUGUAAUAUUUAAAUAAAAAUAAAAUUAAACUGUUUAAAAUAUAUUUAUUUCGUUAAAAUCAUAAUAAUAGAAUUAUAACUUCUUACUCGCGUACAAAGUACACACACUCUUUUUUUGUUAUAUUUUAUAGUGUUAUUUGUCUUAUUGUUGUUUUGAUUCAUUAUAUUCGGUGACAUCUGGAAAAUGUUCCUUUGUUUUUUUCCAUAGCACACUACGUGCUUCUAUAUAUUUCCACUUAUAUGACAGCAACAGUUGUUUAAAAUUUACACGUUUCUUAAGAUAUCUCGAGAUAGAAAAAAGGUAUCGACAUGCGGUUUUCGGUGUUCUGUUACUAAUUUGGUCUAAUUUUGUAAUACAAGAAAAAAAUACAUACUUGUAUUUAAUAUUUUCCAAAGAAAACUAGAUUAAAAAAAAAUAAAUAGCGCCUUCUAGCCCGCAUAUUACAUAAUAGGCUGUUUCCAAAUUAUAACUAUUACAUUGACGAAAAAGAGCUGUUUUCAACAAGACCAAGUUUGUAAAAAUCGAUUAAGCAGAACCGGACUUACAGCGAUUUUUCAUAACAAGGUUCCCAGUCACCCCCACCUCUUAUUUGUACAGGUAGACUUAAACUUGUCAAAUAAAAUAUGCACAGAAUUGUAUGAAGAAUACGAUGAUUGGAUUUUCAGUGCCCUUUCAUUGGACAAAUUUUGUAAAAUUUCGAUUUUUUAAUUUUUGAUAUUCAAUUACGCCCUCUAGCGGUGGACUUAAAAUUAUAAAAAUAAUUUCCAGGCUUUUCUCGGGGCAACUUUUGUUAUAAAUUUUUUUUUCCCAAAGCUGUAGUAUAAACGGUUCCUGAGAUAUGGCCGAGAGCCAUUCUUAUUGGGACACCCGGUACAUACACUAUAUUAUAUACACUAUGUACACUACAUCUAUUAGUCUAUUAUCAGUUGUGUAAUUCCAAUUUGUACUGUAUUAUCAGCUUAACAGUUAUCAGUACUAGUAAGUGCCUGAAACAAAAAUAAUAUAAAUCACUCGAAAACAUGGAAUUAAUUUUAGUAGAAUGCAGUAAUUAAUCAUUUCAGUGUUUGAGAAGUUAUCUCCUAAAAUGAAAGCAAUUUCGCUUUGUUGUACUACACGGCAUAUGAAUGUUAUUUAAAAAAUCGAUAUUUCUAGACUUAUAUAAUAUUAAAAUUGUAUUUCCACCUACCAAUAUUCAAUUCCACCAAGUCAAUAUAUUUAAAUGAAACAAUUCAGUAGAGCAACAAAUUGAAGCAUAAAAACACAACCUAAAAAGUCAAUGUCAACAAUGUAACUUUUCACGGUACAAUAAAUUCUUUCUAUGGUAAAAAUUUUAGUUUAACUGCGCAGAAACAAAUGUGAUCAAUUUGCCCUAUCUUUUGACCACUUUCUUAUUUUUAUUUCUCUAUGGUUAAAGUACAACAAUCUUCAACUACAAAAUACACAUCACAAGUUAAGGCUAUUUCAGUUUCCUAUUUCUAGUCUUAUUUAUUCAUUUUCAAAACUCAAAAAGCAAUGUAAAGGUGAAGUGCCUCACAAAAAUAGCUUCUGAAUAGUAUUAAAAAUAUUUUGUAACAUUGUUAAUACUCUUAUAUGCUAUUUUUACUUUGUUUCACAGUAGUUUAACUUGUUGCCUUAUAAAUAAUCAGUUUUAGCAAAUAUCUCUUUGGUAUUAAGCAUAAAAUAUAAAAUAAACUAUGGUGGUUGAUCUUUAUGCUUUAUUGCUAAAUAAAUAUGUGAUCAAUGCUGAGAUUCCUCAAGGAAACAACAAUAUGAUAGUGUUUUCUCCUUAACCAAAUCUGGCUAUAUAUUUUUAUAUUUUACAAGUCAUUUAAUCACUGAAAAAGUCAUAUUACGCUUAAAAGCAUAACUUUUGUUUCGUCUACUUUUAACAUGAUCUUAGAAAAUAAGUUUUGAGAGGUUAUGAAGUGACUUUGUGGAAAAUAUAUUUAGUUAUGUAGGUAGUCUUCAGAUUUAGGAUAAAAGUUUUGUACUUAACAAUUUGUGCAUGAAUAAUCUCUAAAAUAUUACUACUUCAAUGAAUACUGACUGUAUCUGCCAUUAGCAAUACAUUAAAUAUAUUAUAAACGUGUUUAGUUAUGUUUAUAAACUACCUGCAUGCAAGUUAUUACAUGCAGAUUAGAUACAUGUAGACAUCCGUUUGUAGAUGCUUGUCUCCAGGAUCUUCUUGGUCUUCCCUAUUUCCUGCGUUUGGUGGGGAUCCACUGUAACAUUCUCUUUGGCCAUCUUUGAUCAUUCAUCCUUUCGACAUGGCCAUACCAUGUCAGACUUUUGCAUCCUAUAGAUUCAGGAUGUCAUUAUCUGUACCUAUACACUCUCUGGUUUCAGCAAUCCUUACUCUAUCUCUUCUAGUGAUUUGGCAACAUCUACGCCAAUAAUUUAUUUCCAUUGCUUUCUAUGAUACUUUUGUAUAUCCUCAUUUUUGUGUUUCGAGUGAUGUGAUUCUUCAGAGUGAUGUGAUUCUUCAGUUGACGUAUUGCUGAAUUACCUUGACCAAUUCUAGUAGCUAUUUCUUUUGUACAUAUUCCAAUCAUCGUUUGUAAUGCUUACAUAUAGAUAUUUAUAGCUAUCAGUAUCUUGGAUUUGUGUGUCUCUUAGUAGUUCUAAGUGUCUUCCUUCACCUUCCACUACUACAUACGCUGCUCUUCUGUCUUUUCCUACUCUACUAUUGACUUCUUUAAACUCCUCUGUCCCUUUCCCUCCUUUUUUUUUAUUGCUGUAAGGACUGAUAUCUAGAUAAUCAUUAAGUUCUUCAAACUUAUAAUUUGCUUAAUGUUUUUCUGAUAUAACAUAAUGUUUUUAGAUAUCACUCUAGUUAGUUAUGGUUUUCUGGUGUGUCAGCAAUUUUUCUGCUAGCUUUCAGCUAGACUGUAGGUGUAUAGCUAAUUUCUGGUAUAGCAGUUGCUUUCUUCUUCUCAGUCCUAUCUGUGAAGUCAAGUUACGUUAGGUAUUUGAUACCUUCUACGCACAGUUCCAUCAAUUAACAGUCUACAAAACAGUUUACCAAAGAUGCUGGGUACUGCCUAUAUGAAAUAUGUAAAAAUAAAUUAUAGAUUCUGAAUAUAUUUUCCGACAAAACUAUGUACAUUGUAUUAAUACAUUUUUAUGUACUUGUAAGUUUUAGAUAAAAUACCUAAUUUUUAAUAAAAUUAUCAAAUUCGAAUUUUUUGCCAGGUUAUGACAGAUAAGUUUGUAUAAACAGUAUUUAAUAGAAACAUUGAUACAGUUUUGUAUAUUAUUAGUUUCUUGUUUACUAUAUUAUUAGCUUUGUAAUUAUUUUGUAAUGUAAACUAUAAUUUGCAAUAAAAAAAGUAAUUUUUU
Molecule: messenger RNA, 14968 nt
Organism: Diabrotica virgifera virgifera (western corn rootworm)
Lineage: Eukaryota; Metazoa; Arthropoda; Insecta; Coleoptera; Chrysomelidae
Gene: sina
Product: E3 ubiquitin-protein ligase SIAH1A
Exons: 5
Coding region: 259-1131 (290 amino acids)
Biological process (GO): proteasome-mediated ubiquitin-dependent protein catabolic process; multicellular organism development
Cellular component (GO): cytoplasm
Molecular function (GO): zinc ion binding; ubiquitin conjugating enzyme binding; ubiquitin protein ligase activity
Source: RefSeq, a predicted model, not a curated record